This is a messenger RNA of Rana temporaria (common frog), 1004 nucleotides long. RefSeq names its product small integral membrane protein 5 (gene SMIM5). Lineage: Eukaryota; Metazoa; Chordata; Amphibia; Anura; Ranidae. The record is from RefSeq and is a predicted model, not a curated record. The transcript has 3 exons. The coding region runs from base 142 to 366 and encodes 74 amino acids.
GGCAGCAGAAUAAUCCAAGCACUGCUAAGGGUAGAGCAAGCUGUCAGGGAGCACCAAGCAACUACUGGCUGUAUGGGGUGACAGGGGACAGAGCACUUCUGGAGUGCAGGGCAGAUUCUGCCACAAUACCUUUGUGCAACCAUGUCUUCUCCAACUAUAAAAGAAGAGGUGGCAAAGAUGGGGGAAAAAUUUCUGACAAAAUUAAGGCAAAUCCCUCAGGCAGAUACUGUGGAAAUAAUUUCAUUCACCAUCAUCCUUGUUUUUAUUGCCGCAGUGUUGGUGGUCACAAUCGUAGCGUGUUCCGGCUGUUGUUGCACCAAUAAGAAGCGUCGCACUACCCGGGUUCAGCCAAAAGCUGAGGUGUGAAAUGGAACAAGAAGCCUUAAUCCAAAUGCCUUACGUUACCACUUGGAUCACUUUAUCAAGUGCAGUGAAAAGAAAUAUGGACUUAAAAAUGACAUAAAAUGAAACACUGGACAUUUUUUCUACAUGUGUGAAAGGACUGCAGCUUUAUACUAUUAUAUCCACUAACAUAGUUCUGAGAAGAGUUUGGAGCCAAAGAAACCAAAAACACAACACAAGCCACCUACUGAUACCAGAGACCACUCCAUUAUUCCUAAGAUCUGCCCUUCUUCUGGUCUUCUCAGGGAAAACAUAUAUUACCAGAUAACUCCUAUGCUUUAGGCUCAAACAAAAAUGGCAAAUGUGGGCUUGCUAUGUGUGGUGUAAUGCCACCAAUUAAAUAUGUUGUAUUACCAGAAGAACAUAAAGAUUGCAGGUCACUGUUGUUACUGGAUUUAAAAUCAACUUUAUUCUUGCUGCCGAGGCCCACCUUAGAACAUGCCUAAUUGUAGAGACAUCUCUACACAGAAUCGAUGAGUAAGCCCAUAAAGGUGAAAUGCAUCAAUGUGGGGUGGUUUUAGGUCAGGACCAGGGGCGGACUGACAACUCAUGGGGCCCCCGGGCAAUAGAAGAUUAUGGGGCCCCCAGGCUGACAGAUGGCC